AUGUGCUACUUUGAGCAGACUCGCUGGACAUGCGGCUUCUGGCGUUGGGGCCACUUCCGCCAGCAGUGCAACAAAGAGUACCGCAUGGGCGAGACGUGCGGGCUAAAACUUGUUUACGAAACCAAAGACGAGCGCGAAGUUUGUAAACUCUGCCACGAUACUGAAAAGAAACAGCGCCGAUAUGACAAGAUGUAUCGCGAUGUUCAACGCUGGCAACGUGAGGGCAAUCGUAAUGCCACUAUUGAACGGACGUGCGGAGAGAUGCAGGAAGUGCUGGGACAGAUUUACCGUAUGCGAGAGGAGCAUGAUCAAAGGCUACGGACGCUUGGCCAGUAA
Fusarium coffeatum is the source of this 336-nucleotide messenger RNA. RefSeq lists its product as uncharacterized. The record is from RefSeq and is a predicted model, not a curated record. Lineage: Eukaryota; Fungi; Ascomycota; Sordariomycetes; Hypocreales; Nectriaceae. The transcript has 2 exons. The coding region runs from base 1 to 336 and encodes 111 amino acids.